Scutellospora calospora is the source of this 414-nucleotide messenger RNA. The record is from the annotation of a GenBank genome assembly. Lineage: Eukaryota; Fungi; Glomeromycota; Glomeromycetes; Diversisporales; Gigasporaceae.
AUGUUAGAUUUACUAUCUAUAAAUAGUAUCGUCUUAGGAAUAGCGAGCGGUGUUACCGUACCGCCGUUAACACCGUCUAAGACAACGAAGAAAAGUGUCUCGGGGUCUACCGGAACGAAGCGCUCGAGGCCUACUCCGGACCGAGAGGAGGGGGGCGGUACCUUCGAUCCUCGCGAUAUCGGUAACCUAUUCCUAACCGAGCUUAGUAAGAGGGAUGAUCUAGAGGGUGAUCUUCUCCAUCAAGCGUCGAAGAACGCGGACUUAUUUAGUAUACGGUUAGUAACUAAGGACGCGAAGGAGGGCGGCCUCGAGUAUAGGACUCUAAAAGUCGACGUUAUUAACGUAGCGAUCGCGGAUACGCCUAACGAUCUUCCCUCUCUUAGACGUAGUCUUCCUACUAUCUACGGCGCCUAG